GUUCUAGGCAUUUCUGUGAUAACAGUACGAUAAUUCAAAGAGUCCCAAGUUGGACACGAAAUCGCGGAUCCGCCCGGUGAAUUUUUAGAUGCCGGUCCUUACCUCUUUGCAGAGCAAUACGGUGUCGCUUGUCAACAACUAUGAUACCUGGAUGUUCGAUUGCGAUGGUGGGUCAUGGCACGAUGAUCAACUAACCGACGGCGCUUUCGAUGUUUUAUGCCUCCUACGACAUCAAAAGAAGACCAUCGUGUUUGUCACCAACAAUGCCAUGAAGUCGAGAAGACACUACAAGGCAAAGUUUGACAAGCUCGGGAUAGAGGCUUAUAUGGACGAAAUCUACGGAUCCGCCUACGCGUCCACAGUGUACCUGUCAUCUGUCAUCAAGUUUUCGAAAGAGAAGAAAGUGUACGUGAUAAGAAUGUCGGGAUUGGAGGAAGAACUCAAGGACGAAGGCAUUCAAUAUCUCGGUGGAACGGAUUCCUCUGAUUGCACUUUAGCACCGUUCUUUCUUGCCGAUUUCGUUCUAGACGAAGACGUCGCCGCGGUACUGUGCGGUUAUGAUAGUAACAUCACCUACACCAAACUGUCGAAGGCAUUUCAAUAUCUCACUCGAAAUCUGGGGUGUCAAUUUCUUGUGACGAACGAGGACACCACCUAUCCAAACGCUUAUGGUGUAUUGCCUGGAGGAGGAGCUUUAAGUGCACCGCUACGGUAUGCUCUGGGAAAAGAUCCUUUAUGCAUCGGAAAGCCAUCAACUAUCAUGCUCGACUGCAUCAGAGUGAAGUCUUCGCGUGUUUAUUUACCUAAUCUUUGAUUGUAUUCAAGGCCCAUAGAGAUCUGAGAGAACCCUCACAAUCAUAGCGUCACCAGUUACCAUCGAUCCUAUUAGAAAC
This is a messenger RNA of Guyanagaster necrorhizus, 893 nucleotides long. Its product is annotated as HAD-like protein. Gene Ontology annotation, cellular component: cytoplasm. The transcript is spliced from 4 exons. The record is from RefSeq and is a predicted model, not a curated record. Lineage: Eukaryota; Fungi; Basidiomycota; Agaricomycetes; Agaricales; Physalacriaceae. Gene Ontology annotation, molecular function: alkaline phosphatase activity; phosphoglycolate phosphatase activity. The coding region runs from base 89 to 814 and encodes 241 amino acids.